AUGGUUGCAGCCCCGAACAAGUACGGUAUGUCCUGUCCAGCGUUGACGAUGCAGAAGAAGUGCAAUCAGAUACGGUGCCCCGUGAACUGCAAGGUGUCCGAGUGGAGCGGCUUCUCCACGUGCACCGCGGACUGCGGCGGCGGCCAGCAGCAGCGGACCCGGGCGAUCCUCGUGAAGCCGAGGACGAACGGCGGCGCGGAGUGCGACUCCGCCCUGGAGGAGCGGCCCUGCAACACGGGCUCCUGCAACAGGGACUGCGUGCUGGACCACUGGACCGAGUGGGCUGGGUGUUCGGCGGCCUGCGGCGGCGGCGUGCGAAGCCGGGCGCGCGGCGUGCUCGCCCCCAUCCGCGCCCUGGGCAAGUGUCCGGCCGAGACGCACCCGGACAGGCUCGAGGAGGAGCAGUGCAACACCCAGGCGUGCUACGGCGACGAGGUCUGCGUCGCGAAGCAGGACCUGGUUGUGGCGAUCGACGCAAGCGGAUCCGAGGAGGCCGGCUUCGAGAGGAUCCGCGCCCUGGCCGCGAACCUCACGGGGCGUUACAGGAGCACGUACUACGGCAAGGAACAGAUGAAGGUCGGCGCCCUGCUGUUCGGCCAGGGCCAGCAGGUGAGGGGCGGCCACACGUCGGCCGCUGAGGAGGUGAGCCCGCUGACGUCCGACCUGGCCAGCGUGGCGCGGAAGAUCGAGGGCCUCGCCUGGAGGCGGGGCGUCCCGAACAUGAUGCAGGCCCUGUCGCUGGCCGACAAGAUGCUGCAGCGGGGGCGCUCCGACGCCCAGAGCGCCAUCCUGGUGAUCACCGACGCUCCGUACGCAAACUCUGCGAGCACAUCGAGUAUGUUCCAGCACCUGAAAGACAAGAACGUCCGCAUCUUCAUGGAGCUCCCAUCAACCAGCUCGAGAACUCGGAUGAUCUGCAGGUCCUCAAGGCGUGGGCCAGCUGGCCGUGGCAGCAGAAUUUCGAGCUCAUCCCAGGCCACGAUGCCCUGGCGAACAACCACGACGACUUCGCCGAGAGGCUGGUCGCCAGGUUCUGCCCGGACAGCUUCUCGCCUUCGGCGCGCAGGUCUUCGGGUGAGACGAACGGGUACACUCUCGUUCGAGCAGGCGCGUGGCCGUCUCACGCCUGCGCGGCGUCCACCCAGCUGCCGAAGCGCUACGCCGGCCCGGAGGACUGCUACUUCGAGGACGAUACGGUCACUCCGCAGCGAUAUCCGCGCCUUUACGUUUAUGAAGGGCUCAUCGCGCUUGGACGGCGUGUGCUUCAGUGAGGGCGUCAAUGUGACCUCGGACAUGUGGCAGGAGUACCUCGACAACGCGACUGACGUCCCGUGCCCCGGGGGCGACUGGGAGGACAACCCCUACGCCCACACCUACUUCAUGAGGCCGGACGUGAGCUCCCUGGUCUGA
This is a messenger RNA of Prorocentrum cordatum, 1410 nucleotides long. The record is from the annotation of a GenBank genome assembly. NCBI's taxonomy places the organism in Eukaryota, Dinophyceae, Prorocentrales, Prorocentraceae.